Messenger RNA from Colossoma macropomum (tambaqui), 413 nucleotides. RefSeq names its product cell surface A33 antigen-like. The transcript is spliced from 4 exons. Lineage: Eukaryota; Metazoa; Chordata; Actinopteri; Characiformes; Serrasalmidae. The record is from RefSeq and is a predicted model, not a curated record. The coding region runs from base 1 to 369 and encodes 122 amino acids. Gene Ontology annotation, cellular component: plasma membrane.
AUGAACAAAGGCUGCUUAUGGCUCCUUCUAAACCCAUCUGCAAGAUCCCAAGGGAAAGCUGAAGUUUUUCAGAACAUCAACCUGACCUGUUAUUCAGAGGAUGGCAACCCAACACCUACAUAUCGAUGGCCUAGCUUUGAUUUCAAAAAUAUUUCACGACCCAAUCCUCCCAAGUCCAUCGAUGAGAAUGGGGUUUUGUCACUUUACGAUAUCUCCAUGGAGAACACUGGUUACUAUGUCUGCACAUCAACCAAUAAAGUUGGCUCACAAGCCUGUAUAAUGACUUUGGACCUCAAACCAUACCCCAUUAACUCAUGGUGUGUGGCCGGAAACAUUCCAAGCCAUGUGCCUGACUUGAGUGGUGUCUGAGCCCCAGCGUUGUCAGAUUUCAUGCUCUGGCGAAACUGCACAGU